This is a messenger RNA of Pestalotiopsis fici W106-1, 681 nucleotides long. RefSeq lists its product as uncharacterized. The record is from RefSeq and is a predicted model, not a curated record. The transcript has 2 exons. Bases 1 to 681 code for a protein of 226 amino acids. Lineage: Eukaryota; Fungi; Ascomycota; Sordariomycetes; Amphisphaeriales; Sporocadaceae.
AUGUCGAGAUCACCGUCGCCACCCUUUAGAAUGCUGGUAUUCAGCAAGACAGCCGGCUACCGACACGAGUCCAUACCCGCUGGAAUCAACGCACUCAAGAACUUUGCAGCCACUUCAGGUCACAUAGAUUGCGAUGCGUCGGAAGAAGCCUCCAUCAUCAACCCGGAAAAUUUGGCCCGGUACCGAGUCCUCGUAUUUUUGCACACCAGCGGGGAUUUCCUCAAUGAGGCGCAGCUUUCGGCACUGAAGGGCUUUGUGCGUGGCGGCGGGGGCUUUGUGGGCAUACACGGCACGAGCAACGGCAUGCCCAGCGAUACAUGGUUCAAAGAAUUGGUCGGCGCAGGGUUCACAAAUCACCCAGAGCCACAAGAUGGCGUUAUAAAGAUCGAAGAUACGGCAGAUUUUCUGACCAAGGACUUUCCAGCGGAAUGGAAAUGGCACGACGAGUGGUACAACUUCCGGACGAACCCGCGCAGCAAUGUCAAGGUUCUCUUGAGUAUCGAUGAGAAGUGCUACCAAGGUGGAACUAUGGGUACUGAUCACCCGCUGGCUUGGUACCACGAAUUCGAAGGCGGUAGGUCAUUCUACACGGCCUUGGGACAUUUUAGCGAAGCCUGGGCAAAUGAACGGUUCUUCAGCCAUGUGACGAGGGGGAUAUACUGGACAGCUGGGGUUUUCUGA